AUGGCCGAGGGAAGCGAGCUGACGAUCCAAGAGGUGGAGGAGAGAGAGGAGCGGGAGUAUUUCGCUCGGGUUGUUAACUCUUUUAAGUAUUACAAGAUGCACAGUCUGAAGAGACUACAGAUGAGCAAAUUGUCCUACCUGCAGCUGUGUGACCAGCACAAGAGUCGCAUCCUGGGCUACCUGGAGAACCUGGAGUUGAUCCAGACCUGCGUCCUUCACAACUACGAAGUGAUCAAGCUGAUGCUGCAGGAUUGUCAGUAUAUGUUUUUGAAUAAAGACGAAAGCAUCUCUGAAGUUGACUUUGAAAGAGUAAAGAAACUGGACUGUGCACCCCCAACAACAGAAGACAUGGACAAGGUAUCAACAACCUUGAGGCAGAUAGUGCGAGACUGGAGCGAGGAUGGUCGAGCUGAAAGAGAAGCUUGUUAUCAGCCAGUCAUGCAUGCUGUCUUGACCAGUUCUCGGAAGCCUGCAGACGUCAAGAUCCUGGUGCCAGGAGCAGGGCUGGGUCGCCUGGUGUUUGAGUUUGCCAGGUUGGGCUACUCGUGCCAGGGAAAUGAUUGGAGUCUGCAUAUGCUUCUUGUGUCCAAUUUUAUACUAAACAGAUGCCAGGAAAGAAACUCCAUGGUCAUCUACCCUUGGGUUCAUCAGUACGCCAACAACCUGGCAACAAAAGACCAGACCAGACGAGUCAUGUUUCCAGAUAUAUCCCCACACCAGAUUGGUCCAGAUGCUGAUUUUUCUAUGGUGGCCGGAGAUUUCGCCAAAAUUUAUACUGAACCAAAUUCAUGGAAUGCAGUGGUGACAGUAUUCUUCCUGGACACGGCACACAACAUCAUUGAGUAUUUGGAAACCAUAUACAACAUUCUAGUUCCAGGAGGAUAUCUGGUUAACUUAGGGCCCCUGCUGUACCACUGGUCCGGCUUCCGCAAUAAGAUGUCCAUUGAGCUAAGUUACGAGGAGGUCCGCAAGGUGAUGCUGGAUAUAGGCUUUGAAAUUGAGAAAGAAGAAAUGAAUGUGCGAUGCUCCUACGUACAGAACCCCUUGUCUCUCUCACAGAACUAUUACAACUGCAUCAUGUUUGUGGCCCGCAAGCCGCUGCCGAGACCCUCCCACCACGAGCAGUCCAGUUAA
Candidula unifasciata is the source of this 1134-nucleotide messenger RNA. NCBI's taxonomy places the organism in Eukaryota, Metazoa, Mollusca, Gastropoda, Stylommatophora, Geomitridae. The record is from the annotation of a GenBank genome assembly.